Rhodamnia argentea is the source of this 2391-nucleotide messenger RNA. Its product is annotated as beta-glucosidase 17-like. Bases 40 to 2391 code for a protein of 783 amino acids. Gene Ontology annotation, biological process: carbohydrate metabolic process. The transcript is spliced from 18 exons. Gene Ontology annotation, molecular function: beta-glucosidase activity. The record is from RefSeq and is a predicted model, not a curated record. NCBI's taxonomy places the organism in Eukaryota, Viridiplantae, Streptophyta, Magnoliopsida, Myrtales, Myrtaceae.
ACGUCGCGACAUCUUUUGGAUGAAGCAUACUGAUUGAGAAUGAAGCCGAAGCAGCAGCAUCCACACGGUUAUCUAUAUGCUAUCACUCCCACCGCCACCGCCACCGCCUCCGCCUCCGCCUCCUGGUGCAUCAGCUUGUUGAUGAUCACGGCCACUUUCUUGGGUUGCAGCUGCCGGGGCCGCGGGUAUCCUAGUGUGGCUGAUGGGGAGGAUAACGAGAUCAUCAACCGGGCGAGCUUCCCAUCGAAUUUCGCAUUUGGAGUGGGAUCGAGCGCCUACCAGUCUGAAGGAGCAGCGGACCAACAGGGAAGAGGGCUGAGCAUUUGGGACACCUUCACCAAACUUUAUCCAGAAAAGAUCAGCGACCACUCUUCCGGUUUGAUAGCUGAUGAAUUCUACUACCGCUUCCAGGAGGACAUAAAGUUGUUGAAAGCAAUGGGAUGGGACUUCUUCAGAUUCUCCAUCUCGUGGCCUCGUAUUGCACCUCAUGGGAAGAUAAGCAAGGGAGUAAAUGAACAAGGCGUCGCCUUCUACAACAAUCUCAUCGACAACCUCCUCGCUGAGGGCAUCCAACCUUUUGUGACAUUGUUCCAUUGGGAUGUUCCCCAAGCACUUGAAGAUGAGUACGGCGGGUUCCUGAGUCUUAAUAUCGUGGAGGAUUACAUUGGCUAUGUAAACUUUUGCUUUCGAGAAUAUGGUGAUAGAGUGAAGCAUUGGACGACAAUCAACGAGCCCAAUUACUUUACUAUAUUUGGGUACGCGACCGGCUCCUAUGCACCUGGUCGAUGUUCUAUUUACAUUAAUAACUGCACAACCGGAAACUCGGCAACAGAACCUUACAUCGUUGGGCACCAUUUGCUUCUUUCGCACGCUGCAGCGGUGCAACUGUAUAGGAACAAGUAUCAGGCUGCUCAAAAUGGGAAAAUAGGCAUGGUAAUUGCAAGUAUCUGGAUGACCCCAAAGUAUUCGACCAACAUCAGUAGGAAGGCUGCCUCUAGAGCUCUUGACUUUCAGUUUGGAUGGUUCGCUCAUCCUAUCACCUAUGGUGACUACCCGCAGUCGAUGAGGAGAUAUGUGGGUAAACGGUUACCCAAAUUCACAAAAGCACAGUCGGAGGCGCUAAAAGGUUCUCAUGACUACAUUGGGGUAAAUUACUACACAGCGAGAUACGUAGAUGAAUCCACAUCCCCUUUCACCACUCUCAACCUAAGUUACACCACCGAUUGCCAUUGUAAUUUGACAGCUGAGAAAGAUGGCAUUCCAAUCGGCCAACCGACUGCUGCAGAGUGGCUGUAUAUAUACCCAAAGGGUAUCAGAGAGUUGAUGCGCUACGUGAAGAAAAAGUACCAGGAUCCGACCAUUUAUGUGACCGAGAAUGGAAUGGCAGAUGCAAAUAACAAAUCGUUGCCGCUUGAAGAUGCACUGACAGAUAGAUUGAGAAUAAGUUACUUUCAGCAGCAUCUCUCAAAUCUCUCCAAGGCUAUCGAGGAAGGAGUGAACGUAAAAGGAUACUUUGUGUGGAGUUUCCUAGACGACUUCGAGUGGGCGGAGGGUUAUACGACCCGAUACGGCCUCAUAUUCGUGGAUUACAGCAAUGGACUGAAGCGAUACCUGAAGCACUCAGCGUAUUGGUUCAAAAGUUUCCUACAAAAGGAUAAUGCAACCCUUGACUACUCCUCGCGGAGCGAUGGCCAGCAUAUUUUCUUCUCGCAUGAGGAUCUUGCAAUUAAAUCGAUGCGACAGGAUCAUCAUCCUGACGAGUAUGUUGAGGUGUUACACUGGUUCAUCUGCACUAGGUCUCCAAGCUGUCAAAACUCAUUCAGGGAUAUUUGUCAGAAACAAGGGAUCAGAACUAGGGUUGCAAUUAGAAACUUGAAUGAAGUUUUUCAGGUAAAGAAUAAAAUUUCCCAAGAAGUUGAAGAACAAAUCCGACAGGUUGUCUACUCUAGACUUCUUAAUAUUAUCACGAGAGAUAAACUGAAUUGGAGAGUCCUGAUCCUUUACAUUAAACUGGACGAGUGUGCUACGCAAGCUAUCAACGAGACCAAUGUAGUAAAGAGGAAGGCUGUAGGCGAAGCUGAAUGCCAUAAAAGAUGGGGUGCUGGAGAAUGGGGUCCCAAGAGUAACAUGAUUCUGGAGACUCAAUAUAUUGAUGCCAUGAAAGAAAUCGGCGCAAAAUCAAGAUCUUCUGUACCUGGUGCCAUUUUUCAAGUGGGCACUCAGAUCCGUAAUGGAGCGAAGCUCUCAAUCCGAUUGCAACAAUUGGAAGUGAAAUACGACACAAAGAACCAGGACGAUGAGUUUGUCAACGUGCUUGCAUCUGGGACUACUGAGUCCGUCCAGAUAGAGCACCCGAUGCCCUUUACACACUCAGCAACCCGAAGAGUCUGA